Messenger RNA from Culex quinquefasciatus (southern house mosquito), 3084 nucleotides. Its product is annotated as spermatogenesis-associated protein 20. Gene Ontology annotation, biological process: carbohydrate metabolic process. The transcript has 4 exons. Lineage: Eukaryota; Metazoa; Arthropoda; Insecta; Diptera; Culicidae. Bases 166 to 2211 code for a protein of 681 amino acids. The record is from RefSeq and is a predicted model, not a curated record.
CACACGAACCGGCUGAUCAACGAAAAGUCGCCGUACCUGUUGCAGCACGCCCACAACCCCGUCGAUUGGUACCCGUGGGGCGAGGAGGCCAUCGCUCGGGCACGGGCCGAAAACAAGUUGAUAUUUCUGUCGGUGGGUUACAGUACGUGCCACUGGUGCCACGUGAUGGAGAAGGAGUCCUUUGAGAGUGAGGAGGUGGCGGAGAUUAUGAACGAGAACUUUGUGAACGUGAAGGUCGAUCGGGAGGAACGGCCAGACAUUGAUAAGCUGUACAUGACGUUUAUAUUGUUGAUAAAUGGGUCCGGGGGUUGGCCGAUGUCGGUUUGGUUGACGCCGGAUUUGGCACCGAUUACCGGGGGGACGUACUUUCCGCCGAAGGAUCGUUGGGGGAUGCCGGGUUUUACGACGAUUUUGCUGAAGUUGAAGAUCAAGUGGGCGACGGAUGGGGAGGAUUUGAAGGAGACUGGGAGGUCGAUCAUUCAGGCGAUUCAGAAGAAUGUGGAGGAGAAGCAUAAGGAGGAACCGGAGUUGCCGUUGACGGUGGAGGAGAAGUUCCGGCAGGCGAUCAUGAUUUAUAGGAGGAACUUUGAUCCGGUGUGGGGUGGCUCGAUGGGAGAGCCAAAGUUCCCGGAGGUGUCCAAGUUGAAUUUGAUUUUUCACUUGCACUUGCUGGAUCCAGCUAGCAAGCUGCUGGGGGUGGUGCUGAACACGCUGGACAAGAUGGCUGCUGGAGGUAUUCACGAUCAUGUGUUUGGAGGGUUCGCGAGGUAUUCGGUUGAUAAGAAAUGGCACGUGCCUCACUUUGAGAAGAUGUUGUACGAUCAGGGCCAGUUGUUGAUGGCGUACGCGAACGGGUACAAAGCGACGAGGAAGCCGUUGUAUUUGGAGGUUGCGGACUCGAUCUUCAAGUACCUCUGCAAGGAUCUGCGACAUCCUGCGGGAGGGUUUUAUAGCGGGGAAGAUGCGGAUUCGUUGCCAGCUUGGGACAGCAAGGAUAAGAUCGAGGGAGCGUUCUACGCGUGGACCUUUUCUGAGAUUAAGGAUUUGUUUAAUGCAAACUUGGAGAAGUUUGGCGACCUUGGUAAGCUCAACCCGGUUGAGGUGUUCACCGAACACUACGACGUCCAACCGACGGGUAACGUAGAACCUAGCAGCGAUCCCCACGGACAUCUGCUGGGGAAGAACAUCCUGAUCGUUUAUGGAUCGCUUCGCGAAACUGCUUUGAAGCUCGAUACUAGCGAAGAGGUGGUAACGAAGAUCCUCAAGGUCGGAAACGAACUUCUGCACGAAGUUCGGGACAAACGUCCGCGACCUCACCUGGACACGAAGAUCAUUUGCGCGUGGAACGGGUUGAUCUUGUCCGGGUUGGCCGAGCUGUCCCGCGUGAAGGACGCCCCCAACAGGGCGGAGUAUCUGGAGGUCGCCGCCAAGCUGGUUGCCUUCAUCCGGGAGAACCUGUUUGACGCUAAGGCGGGCAAACUGCUGCGCUCCUGCUACGGCGACGACAGCGACAAGGCCAAGUCUUUGGAAGUCCCGAUCUACGGCUUCAUCGACGACUACGCGUUUUUGAUCAAGGGCCUGAUCGACUACUACCGGGCCUCGCUGGACACAAGUGCACUUAGGUGGGCCCGCGAGCUGCAAGAGAUCCAGGACCGGCUGUUCUGGGACGACACCAGCGGGGCCUACUUCUACUCGGAGGCCAACUCGGCGAACGUGGUGGUGCGGCUCAAGGAGGAUCACGACGGUGCCGAACCUUGCGGAAACAGCGUCGCGGCGCACAACCUGCUGCUGCUGGGCGAUUACUUCGCCGACGGGGCGUUCCACGAAAGGGCACGGAAGCUGCUGGACUACUUCUCGAACGUGGCACCGUUUGGGUACGUUCUACCCAAGAUGAUGUCCGCCGCGCUGAUGGAGGAGCACGGUCGAGAUAUGCUGAUUGUAAUUGGUCCCAAAGGUGACCAAACCAACGCCCUGGUGGACGCCGUACGCAACUUUUACAACCCAGGACUCGUCGUCGUCCAUCUAGACCCAACCAAACCAAGCGAACACCUGGCCGGCAAGAAGCUGGACAACUUCAAGAUGAUUCAGGACGCCCCCACGGCGUACAUCUGCCACGACAAGAUUUGCCAGCUCCCCCUCACCGAUCCGGACCGGCUUGCGGAAGAAAUCAAGCCGAAGCACCUCUUUGACUACACCGAGUACGAGAACUGAUUUUUCGAGGCCUAAGGUUCUGUCAGCGAAGGGGAUAAAGCGAUCUAGCGAAUAUGUGUAGUAGGUAACGUUAUCUGUUAUACAGUUUAUCUCAUUCAGGAACUGGUGGCCGCUAAAAGAAAAGUUUUAAUGAUUUUGAAACGGAGAAUCACACUUGUUUGGACAUCUCAUUCGAAUCGUUAUAGGAAUUCACAGAGUUAUGUGUCAUGUUUGUCUUUGCCAAUUUAUCAUAACAUAUUAAGUGGUAAUUGUAAUCAUUUAGAACACAAACAUAUUCUAAAACAAAUCAAACCAGCACACCGAAUCAAAUAAAUAUCACACACACAUACAGUUUAUCAUCGUUGAGCAUCAUAACACUAACACAAAGAAAGCAAUUUUAAUCAAACAUUUAAAAGCAUUAAAGUCACUUUUUGAAUAUAUUUUAGAGAAAACAGUAACUCAAACAAACACACUCACACACCUAGAAGAUCAAAAUGGAAAAUGAAAUGUUAGAAACGCACGAAAAAAAACGAAUAAUUUUAAUCAACUGAUAUUACGAACAAAAAAUCUAAAACUAAAUUGAGCAACCAGCAGAAGCAGCGGAAACAGCAACAACAACAUGUGAUCUAGUGAUUAAUAGGGCAAGCUCUAAAACUAAAAAAAAAACUUAACAAUGGUGCCAAUACUUGGUCAUUACAGAAGCAAACUCGAUUUGAAGAACAAAAAAAAAGCCAGUAGAAGGAUUUUGAGUAAGUGUUACGGCCGGUCGGAUAGGGGCGUCGAGAAUUGAGCGGAUGGAGAGAGAGAGAGAGUAAUCUAUUGCAACUAUAUUACCAGUUUUACUACCAUUUGUCAGUCAAAUAAAUACAAUUUUAUCGAAUAUCGAAAAAGUUA